AUGUCCUCGAAAUCCCGCUGGGCGGAUGAAGACCCAGAAGCAGAAGCGAUCAAUGCGCAACGCAAACGCGAAAAGGAAGAGAAACGACGCGCCAAAGCCGAGAAACAACGUCAGCUCGAACAGCAACAAGCUGAAGAAGCUGCCCGACAACGCGAAGCCGCAAACCAUGAUUCAGAGGCACCUCCCAAGAAACGUCGCCGACUCUCCAAUGAUCCGGACACAGCAGCCGAGGUUCAGGUUGAGCCAUCCAAACCACAAGAGAAGCCAUCGAAUAUAUUACAAUUCCCUACACAGGAAUGGGGCCCCAGUCGGCAUGUGGACAAUUUCGAGCGAUUGAAUCAUAUUGAGGAGGGCUCAUACGGAUGGGUGAGCAGAGCAAAGGAUAUCACGACGGGCGAAAUAGUCGCCCUCAAGAAGCUCAAGAUGGACAACUCUCCGGAUGGGUUCCCCGUAACGGGCUUACGGGAGAUCCAAACCCUCCUGGAGGCUCGUCAUCCAAAUAUCGUCUUCCUCCGUGAAAUCGUUAUCGGAACCAAAAUGGAUGAGUGCGUUUUCCCCCUUCUGUAUCAAGACCAAUUCACCCCUUCGCACUCCCUACUCCCCCGGACCUGGAAAGUUCAGAUACAGAAAAUUAACCCCAAAGCCCGGGGGUGA
Molecule: messenger RNA, 654 nt
Organism: Aspergillus pseudonomiae
Lineage: Eukaryota; Fungi; Ascomycota; Eurotiomycetes; Eurotiales; Aspergillaceae
Exons: 1
Coding region: 1-654 (217 amino acids)
Biological process (GO): regulation of mitotic cell cycle; protein phosphorylation
Cellular component (GO): nucleus
Molecular function (GO): ATP binding; cyclin-dependent protein serine/threonine kinase activity
Source: RefSeq, a predicted model, not a curated record